Molecule: messenger RNA, 1719 nt
Organism: Strongyloides ratti
Lineage: Eukaryota; Metazoa; Nematoda; Chromadorea; Rhabditida; Strongyloididae
Product: Amino acid/polyamine transporter I family-containing protein
Exons: 4
Coding region: 1-1719 (572 amino acids)
Biological process (GO): amino acid transmembrane transport
Cellular component (GO): membrane
Molecular function (GO): L-amino acid transmembrane transporter activity
Source: RefSeq, a predicted model, not a curated record
AUGUCUACUCCUGAACCAUGUUCAAAAACAUCAUUGACAAAUGAAGAAAAAACAAAUAAAGAAAAUUUAGUUAAUCGUAAUUCUAUUGGUGUUCUUCUUGCUAUAGGUUAUAUUAUUGGAAAUGUUAUUGGAGCAGGAGUUUUUGUUGCUCCAACUGAAGUUAUCCGUAACACAGAAUCAGCUGGUCUUUCUAUGAUUGUAUUCAGUUUUGCAGCUUUAACAUCUUUAUUUGGAGCUUUAUCAUAUGCAGAAAUUGGUUCAAUGAUAACUGAAUCUGGGGCUGAUUUUGCAUAUUUAUGUAAAAUUAAUUGGAAAUUAGUUGCUUUUGUUUUUAUGAUAAGUGGAUGUUUAAUAUUAUAUCCAAGUAUUGUGGCAAUUCAACUACAAACAUUUAGUGAAUAUUUUUUUAAAUGUUUUAAUAUUAAAUUUACUGAUUCUUAUUAUGCUAAUAUUUAUGGAAAAUGUUUACAAAUUAUAUUAUUAUUAAUUAUUAUCCUACUCAACUUUCAAUCAUUAGGAAAAGUUGUUGCUAAAUUUAAUAUAUGUGCAUCUGUGUGUAAAAUUGCUGCUCCAGCAACGUUAAUAAUUAUAGGAAUAUAUUUUAUUUGCAGUAAAGAUAUAUCUAAUCAUUGGGAACAUUCUUUAGAACAUGGAAAUUAUAAACCAUUAAAUCUUGCUGUUGCAUUUAUAGCAGCACUUUUUACUUUUGAUGGUUGGGAUGUAUUAAACUUUGGAGCUGGUGAAUUAAAUAAUCCUAGAAGAAAUCUUCCAAUAGCUGUUAUUAUAGGAAUAUUUUUAAUAACAACUAUAAUAUUAUCAUUAAAUGCAGCUUAUUAUAGUAUUCUUGAUUUAGAUACUAUACUUACAACAACAACUGUUGCUAGUACUUUUGUAUCAAAAACAUUUUAUAUUUUUGAACCUAUAAUACCAAUUGUUAUUUGUAUCAUAUUAAUUGGUUCAUUAAAUAGUUCAAUAUUUGCAGCAAGUCGAUUUUUACAAUCAGCAGCUGAAAAAAAAUAUUUACCAAAAUUUAUUUCAUGUAAAAAUGGAUCAUCAGAUAGUCCACGUUUAGCUUUAACACUUCAUGCCUUAUUUGUUAUAAUUGCUUUAUUUUCCGGUAACAUUGAAUUUCUUCUUAAAUUUUCUGGAAUUACUCAAUGGUGUCAACGUGCUGUAACUGUAGGAGCUUUAAUGUGGAUACGUUACAAAACUCCAGAAUAUUAUAAUCUUAAAUCAACUUUCAAAUCACCAAUAAUUGUGCCUUUUAUUUUUUUUACAACUUGUAUAUCAACUGUAUUUACGGUGGCAUAUGAGGAAUUGUCUUCUGUCUUAUUUAACUUUAUUAUAUUUAUAAUCUCAGGAACAAUAUAUUUAAUCUUUUUUGAUGAAAGAUUAAAAAAACAAAAAAUGCUCCAAAAAUUAAAAUUAUACUUACAUAAUUUUGAUAAAAAAUUAGUUGUUAUUGCUAAAAUAGUUUUUAAAUGUGUGCCUGAAGAAGAAGACAAGAUGUGGUUCGAUCAGAUGCUUUCAGGAGUGAUAACAAUGGGCUUCGUUGGUGGAGCAUUAUAUAUAUCUUAUCCACUUAACAAACUUGAUAAUAAAGGUAGAGCAUAUCGUAGAAAUUAUGGUACUGUUGAUAGAAUUCACAACUCUAAACGUGAUCAUAGAUUGACUGGAAACCAAUACGUUAUUUCGGGAUUAGAAUCAAUCAAAGGAUAA